Messenger RNA from Oryza sativa Japonica Group (Japanese rice), 1858 nucleotides. Its product is annotated as disease resistance protein RGA2. The record is from RefSeq and is a predicted model, not a curated record. NCBI's taxonomy places the organism in Eukaryota, Viridiplantae, Streptophyta, Magnoliopsida, Poales, Poaceae. Gene Ontology annotation, molecular function: ADP binding.
GAUCAGUGAUUCUGACGUUGUGUUGACUAUCAGUGAACUUGUAACAAUUAUGGUCACCUGAAUAGAAUUAUGCAGUUUCCACUCGUCCACACAUAACGCGGUUUCCUAGUUGACUGACCAAACAAUUCAUAUAUAUUCCUAAUAUUGUGUGCAGAACCAUCGCCUUGGAUCAUCCUUACUAAUGCUUACAAAGCAUACCUUUGAGACAAGGAACAUGAAGGUUCUUGAGGACCUCAUUGCCCCGGCAUUCUUCGCGGAUCUUGUGAGCCGGCUCAUCGCCUUCCUGAUCAGCCGAUACAGCAACCGAGCAUGCUUCGAGGAGACAGCCAUCAAGCUCGAGCUGCUCGUGCUCAAGAUCCAUGCUGUCAUCCAAGAGGCUGAGCAUCGUCAUAUCGCAGGUAACCAGAGUCUUCUCCUGUGGCUCAAGAAGCUCAUUAAAGGGAUGUACCAAGCAUAUUAUGUGCUUGAUAAUGCAAGGCACCCCCAAGAUGAUCAGUACAUAAAUUCAGUUGUGACCAGUGGCCGGUCAGUUUCCUUGUCUCGUUUCUGCUGCCCUGCCAAGCGACCCCGUACGGUCGCGAUGGAUUUCCAAGUCAACAACAAUGGUAGCAUCCAUCAGCUAAGUUCCACCCUGGCGUUCUUAGAAGAUUAUUCUGCAAACUUGAGGGAUCUCAUUCUGCUUCUGGCAUGCUGCCCUCCAUUACCAAUUAGGCAGCCUGUCAGUGACUUUCUGUCUGAUGAGAGAAACAUGUUUGGCAGGCUAGUAGAGAGGGAGCAGAUCAUCAGCUUCCUGAUGCAGCCUGGGAACCAUCUUGGUGUACUCCCUAUAGUUGGUGGUCCAGAGGUUGGAAAGGGCACCAUCAUCAAGCAUGUUUGCAACGAUGACAGAGUGCGCAAUCGCUUCGACAUGAUCCUGUACUCCUAUGGAUCAAUUCUUCAGAUAAAUCCUGCUGAUGAUGUGUUGGAAACACUAACAAGUCAUGGCCACAUUCUUCACCAGGCCGAUGUUUCAACCUCUUCACUGCACAGGAAGCAUCUCAUUGUGAUAAAAAACACAUAUGAAGUAGUGAUUGACAAGGUAGCAUGGGCUACACUCUGUGCUUCUCUAAGAUCAAUUGGAAAUGGAAGCAAGAUCAUAAUAGUCAGCGAGAAUGACAACAUCAAAGAUCUUGGUACGACGGGAGCGAUGCGGAUCGAUCCAUUACUCCAAGAGGAAUACUGGUACUUCUUCAGGUCACUUGCCUUUGGUUCAGGUUCUAGCAUUCUAGAGGAGCAUGCAGGGCUCGCUGUGGUUGGCAGACAAAUUGCAGCAGAACUUCAUGGCUCAUUGUUUGGAGCCAAGGUACUCGGUAGGUUUCUAAGGGCAAACCUUGAUGAACAGUUUUCGCACACUAUGCUUAACACCGUGUACAGAUUCCAUGAAGUGAUGCAACGUGACAAGUAUUUCACCAAGCUCAGCAUCGCUCGUGUGGCUCUGAAGGUGCUUCCAAUGCCUCUUAGGCUAAAGAGUGCUUCUCAGACCGGCGAGGCUUCAGAGAUGCCUGGCACUAUGGUUCAAGAACUAGUUGCCGGCAGCGUUCUUCCUGUAGAGAAAGAGAUGGAGGUUGUGCUGUGGGAGUCUGCCUACCAGCCGAGUUACCGCUACACCGUUGUUUGUGAGAGAGUUGAGAAGCCUCGUUGCAGUGCAACCAAACGAAUGAAGCAGAAGUAAAUGAUCAAUAGUGAUUCCCUUUGGUCAUGAAAACAAGUUAUUUUCAACAUUUCUCCGGUCAAACUUUCAAGUUUGAAUAUCAUACUUGUUAAAUUUAUAGACUUGAUGUAUGAAUGAAAAUUAUUGUUGGUAUUUAUUACGGUCAUA